AUGCAGCAGCACAGCGGAAGGAUGCACUGGACGUGGACGGUGUGGAUCACGAUAGUGGUGACGGUCAUGUUACCGCUAACGAACGCACAAUAUCGCUCGCCGCGAAUAAUAGAAAAUCCGAGUGACACAAUCGUCCCCAAAAAUGAUCCCGUCACGCUCAACUGCAAGGCGGAAGGAAAACCCCAGCCGGUGAUACAGUGGUACAAGGACGGCGAGGAGGUAAAGCUGGACGCGAACCACGUCCUGCUGCCGGCCGGCUCACUGUUCUUCCUGCGGACGGUGCACAGCAAAAAGGAGCAGGAUGACGGUGUUUACUGGUGCGUGGCCAGCAAUCCGGCCGGCAAAGUGUACAGCCGCAAUGCGACGCUGCAGGUGGCAACUUUAAGAGAUGAUUUUCGCGUCGAGCCGAAAAAUACGCGCGUUGCUGCCGGUGAAACGGCACUACUGGAAUGCAGUCCACCCCGCGGCAAUCCGGAACCGAACGUUAGCUGGAAAAAGAAUGACGGCUUUCUGGAGCUGGACGAUUAUCGACCAUCGAAGGAGCUCGCCCGGAUACGGAUCGUUGACAGUGGAAACCUUCUGAUCAGCGACGUACGGCCGACCGAUGAAGGGCGUUACCAGUGCAUCGCACAGAACAUGGUUGGCUCGCGGGAAAGUGGACUCGCCAAAUUAACCGUCCAGGUGAAACCGUACUUUGUGGCCGAACCGGAUGAUGCGACCGUGCUCGAGGGUCACCGGGUACAGUUCCAGUGUUCGGUCGGUGGCGAUCCGGCACCGCAGAUACUGUGGACGAAGCAGAACGGCGACAUACCGGUCGGGCGGGCCGAAAUAUCCGAGGAGGACCGGAGCCUGAUUAUACGCAACGUAACCGCGGACGACCACGGGCAGUACAUCUGCGAGGCACGGAAUUCUGUCGGUGUGAUAAGUGCCCGGGCGAGCCUAACCGUAAACACACCACCAGUGUUCAUCGUGCGACCGCAAGACCAAAAAGUCACCGUGAACGGUGUGGUGACGUUCAAAUGUUCCGCCGGCGGUAGCCCGUUGCCGUCCGUGUUUUGGACACGCGAAGGCUCCCAGACGCUCAUGUUCCCGAACAACAGCUACGGCAAUAUGCACGUCUCCGGACAGGGUUCGCUACAGAUCCGUGGUGUCCAGCGUGAGGAUGACGGAUACUUCGUCUGCUCUGCGCUCAGCGUGGCGGGAUCGGUAACGAGUCGGGUGUAUUUGCAGGUGACUUCUCCGAUUGACAGUAUUCCACAGCCACUGCUACAGCAGGUACCCUCGAACCAAAGUCUCCCGAGCGGUACGAAGGCAACUCUUCCAUGUCGAAGUUCAUCCCUGGGCGGUUCAUUGCACGAUCCGCCCUCGUCGGUACCCCGUUGGCAACGCGACGGUAUCAAUCUGCUCACCGGGGCCGGAAAACGCUUCAAAAUUCUUUCCGGUGGAUCUCUAAGGAUUGAUGAUCUUCAAACGGAUGACAGUGGUUGGUAUCGAUGUUUUGUGAAGCUGGAUAAUCAUGAAUAUUCCUGGUCGGCAUACCUGAGUGUCGAUAGCAAUCUGCCGCCACAAUCGCAGCAGAUAUACAAUCCCGAACUGCUGCCCUCCGCUCCGGGGCAGCCGAAGGCGGCCAACAUUACCAACACGAACGUUACGCUCAUAUGGGCCCGUGGGCAGGACAAGCUGCGCACGAACGCGAUCGCUAGCUACACGAUCGAGUAUCACAGCACGGACGAUCGGGAGGUGGACGCCGGCUGGAAGAUUGCGUUGCGGCAGAUCGCGGGCAAUACGGCCACGGUGACCGGGCUGUCGCCGGAAACCGGAUACAUCUUCUCGGUGCGUGCCGAAAACGGUAUGGGCUUCUCGGGGCCGUCGCCCGUAUCGACGCUGAUCCGCACGCUAUCGUCGGACGAUCGUGUCACCAUACCGGAGGAGAUGGACACGGCCCGCAUGGUGCUGAGCGGCAAGAUCCUGGAGCUGAUCGAUAUCAUAGCGCUAACGUCAACAUCUGUGCGGCUCGAGUGGCAGCUGCAGAUCGGCGGUUCGGAGGAGUACAUCGAAGGGUUUUACGUGCGCUAUCGCGAUCUGGAUAGUGAUGUGCAGCGGUACAGCAUGCUACCGAUACCGAACAGCGAAACGGAGAGCCACAUCAUUACGAACCUGAACAAGUACACCCGGUACGAGUUCUUCCUGACGCCGUACUUCAAGAAUCUCGAGGGCCAACCGAGCAAUGCGCGGAUCGUACGCACGCUGGAGGACAUGCCGACGGGACCACCGACGAACAUACAGGCCGGUAUGCUGAACCUGACCGCCGGCUGGGUGCGGUGGAGUCCACCGUUGCGCGAACACCAGCACGGUGCGGUGGUGGGCUACAAAAUUCAGGUGAAGUCGGGCAACAACGCCUCGAAGCUGCUGGCCCAGAUGACGCUCAACUCGACGACCACCUCGGUCAUGCUGAACAACCUGACCACCGGCUCGAGCUACACGAUUCGCGUGGCGAUGUUCAAUCGGCUCGGUAUGGGCCCGUUCGCCAAACCGCUGUACCUCGUGAUGGAUCCGUCGUUCGUGAUCGUACCGCAGGGUGUGCACAACAACCACCAUCUCUUCGGCGACUACGACGACCGGCGCCAUCCGCAGCAUCAGCCGCACGCGAACAGUUUCCUGCACGAAACGUGGUUUAUGCUGCUGGUGGUAUUUUCGCUGCUGGGCGUACUGAUCGCAACGAUCACGGGCGGGGUGGUGCUGUUCCGCCGCCGCCAGAGUCUGGGCAAACCGGUUGUCACCGUGCCGACGCUGGGUGCCCGGCGGGGCGACAUCGCGAACCUGAGCAUGUCGCGCAAGGAUGGUGGCAUUUGGAUCGAUCGUGGCUGGCGGACGUGUGAUACGGAUAAAGAUUCCGGGCUCAGCUCGAUCAAGCUGCUCGAGGGUAGUCAAACGCACCAUACGUAUCCAUUGCCGGACGGGGGCACGGAUUACGCGGAGGUUGACCCACGUGGGCUGACGUCAUUUUACAAUCGCAAGUCGCCGGAAAGUCCUACACCGUAUGCUACCACGAUGAUCAUCAAUGGCAUUCCACGGAGCGACAAUGGGGAUCUAGGCUACCAGGGUCACGAUACGUUCUCGUCUACAUCGUCCAGCUUCCGAUCGUUCUACGGUUAUCCUCGACCAAUCAACACGAACAAUGUUCCACCCAACUGGGUUGACUAUCUGCCACCACCGCCAGAACAUCCGCCUCCGAUACCCCAGCCGCUGGACAUCAAUCAUCAUCUCAACCAUGUCUAUCCAUCCGAGCUGGUCGGCACGAUGAACAGCUCGCAAACCUCCAGCUACUGCUCGCGGCGAACCAGCGGGUACAAGUGA
This is a messenger RNA of Anopheles marshallii, 3357 nucleotides long. Its product is annotated as roundabout homolog 2-like. The record is from RefSeq and is a predicted model, not a curated record. Gene Ontology annotation, molecular function: cell-cell adhesion mediator activity. Gene Ontology annotation, cellular component: axon; plasma membrane. NCBI's taxonomy places the organism in Eukaryota, Metazoa, Arthropoda, Insecta, Diptera, Culicidae. The coding region runs from base 1 to 3357 and encodes 1118 amino acids. Gene Ontology annotation, biological process: dendrite self-avoidance; homophilic cell-cell adhesion; axon guidance. The transcript has 12 exons.